This is a messenger RNA of Oncorhynchus nerka (sockeye salmon), 4207 nucleotides long. It is a transcript of the gene uroc1, whose product is annotated as urocanate hydratase 1. Lineage: Eukaryota; Metazoa; Chordata; Actinopteri; Salmoniformes; Salmonidae. The transcript is spliced from 19 exons. Gene Ontology annotation, biological process: L-histidine catabolic process. Gene Ontology annotation, molecular function: urocanate hydratase activity. Bases 149 to 2176 code for a protein of 675 amino acids. The record is from RefSeq and is a predicted model, not a curated record.
UUUACUCUGAUAAACAGUGGUCAGCAGUGAGCUACAGAGCUGCGUGCCCAUUUUUCCUGCGUUCCCAGACAUUGUGUGUCUCUCUGGGUUUGUCUCUCCUCUGAUCCUGCUUAAAUCCUCCAUAGUGUGACAGAACACAGUGGACAGGAUGUCAAACCUGAAGGAGUUGUGUAGCGGCCUGCCUCUGGACCCCAUGCCAUCCAAUCGGGGCCGGGACCCCAGUGUGCCACAUGCACCCGUCAGGACGCCCAACCUCACUCCAGAGGAGGAGAGGCUAGCCCUGAGGAAUGCCCUGCGCUACUUUCCCCCCUCCCACCACAACAUCCUGGCUGCUGAAUUCGCCCAGGAGCUCAGGCAGUAUGGACACAUCUACAUGUACCGCUUCUGUCCCCUCAUACAUAUGAGGGCCUACCCUAUAGAUCAGUACCCCUGUCGUACACGCCAAGCUGCCUCCAUCAUGCUCAUGAUCAUGAACAACCUGGACCAUGCAGUUGCCCAGUUUCCCCAGGAGCUGGUUACCUAUGGGGGAAAUGGACAGGUGUUCAGUAACUGGGCCCAGUUCCGCCUGGUGAUGUACUACCUGAGUGAGAUGACAGAGGAGCAGACUCUGGUCAUGUACAGUGGUCAUCCAGCGGGGCUGUUCCCCAGCCUGCCCUCCUCCCCCCGCGCUAUCAUUACCAACGGCAUGGUCAUUCCAAACUACUCCUCCAGAGAGCAGUAUGAGAAGAUGUUUGCUUUGGGUGUAUCAAUGUAUGGUCAGAUGACUGCUGGUAGCUACUGCUACAUUGGGCCUCAGGGGAUUGUCCAUGGCACCAUGCUGACAGUGUUGAAUGCAGGGCGGAGGUAUCUGGGGUCUGAUGACCUGAGGGGCCGGGUGUUGGUGACAUCGGGGCUGGGGGGCAUGAGCGGGGCACAGGCCAAGGCUGCUGUCAUCGCAGGCUGUGUGGGGGUCAUUGCCGAGGUAGAUGAGGUGCCCCUGAGGAAGAGACAUGAGCAAGGCUGGUUAAUGGAGGUCACCAGUGACAUAGAACACUGCAUCCAACGCAUUAGAGAAGCCAAGAGAUCCAAGACUCCCCUCAGCUUGGGUUACCAUGGCAAUGUUGUGGACUUAUGGGAGCGUCUGUUGACGGAGUAUGAGAGGACAGGAGAGCUGCUGGUGGACCUGGGCACAGACCAGACCUCCCUCCACAACCCCUUCAGUGGAGGGUACUACCCAGCUCAACUCAGCCUCCACCAGGCCAACCAGCUCAUGGCCACAGACCCAGCACGCUUCAAAACCGUGGUCCAUGAGAGCCUUUGUAGACAGGUAGCUGCCAUCAACAAGCUGUCUGAGGCAGGGAUGUUCUUCUGGGACUAUGGAAACGCCUUCCUCCUGGAGGCCCAGAGAGCAGGAGCGGAGGUAGAGAAGGAGGGAGGCGCAGCGACAGAGUUCCGCUACCCAUCCUACGUCCAACACAUCAUGGGUGACAUCUUCUCCCUGGGCUUUGGACCAUUCCGCUGGGUCUGCACCUCCGGUGACCCCCGUGACCUGACACUGACUGAUGACAUCGCCGCCACUGUCCUGGAGGAGGUCAGCGCCAAUGUGACUGAGCGUGUGCGACAGCAGUACAACGACAACAUCCGCUGGAUCCGUGAGGCCGGAAAACACAGGAUGGUGGUGGGCUCCCAAGCCAGAAUCCUCUACUCAGACCAGAAAGGCCGUGUGUGUAUUGCCUUGGCCAUCAAUCAAGCUAUUGCUGAUAGGAGAGUUUCGGCUCCUGUGGUCAUCAGUAGAGACCACCAUGACGUUAGUGGAACAGACAGUCCCUUCAGAGAGACCUCCAAUGUGUACGACGGCUCUGCCUUCUGUGCAGACAUGGCGGUCCAGAACUUUGUAGGCGAUGCAUUCAGAGGAGCCACCUGGGUGUCCCUGCACAACGGUGGAGGGGUCGGCUGGGGUGAGGUGAUGAACGGAGGGUUUGGUCUGCUCCUGGACGGGACGGAGGAGGCAGCGAAGAGAGCCAGUCUGAUGCUCAACUGGGACGUCUCUAACGGGGUGGCUCGUCGAUGCUGGUCGGGGAACUCCAACGCCUAUGAGACCAUCCAGCGUACCAUGGAGGAGCAAAGGCAGCUUCGCGUCACGAUGCCCUACCCUGUGCAGGACGAAGAUGUGUUAGACAGGGCCCUGCAGGGCUAGAUCAGCACACUGCUCACAACACAGCUAGCUAGUCAGAUGAUAAAGGACACACACAGAAUAUUCAUUGUGUCAAUCCACACCACCAUUCACAAUACCAGAUUGUCCUGAAUUAAGAGCAGAACCAAGAUGAUCACUUGAUCAUGGAUGUCAUACAGUUGAAGUCGGAAGUUUACAUACACUUAGGUUGGAGUCAUUAAAACUUGUUUUUCAACCACUCCACAAAUUUCUUGUUGACAAACUAUAGUUUUGGCAAGUCGGUUAGAACAUCUACUUUGUGCAUGACACAAGUAAUUUUUCAACAAUUGUUUGCAGACAGAUUAUUUCACUUAUAAUUGACUGUAUCACAAUUCCAGUGGGUCAGAAGUUUACAUACACUAUGUUGACUGUGCCUUUAAACAGCUUGGAAAAUUCCUGAAAAUUAUGUCAUGGCCUUAGAAGCUUCUGAUAGGCUAAUUGACAUCAUUUGAGUCAAUUGGAGGUGUACCUGGGGAUGUAUUUCAAGACCUACCUUCAAACUCAGUGCCUCUUUGCUUGACAUAAUGGGAAAAUAAAUCAGCCAAGACCUCAGAAAAGAAAUUGUAGACCUCCACAAGUCUGGUUCAUACUUGGGAGCAUUUUCCAAAUGCCUGAAGGUACCACGUUCAUCUGUACAAAGAAUAGUACGCAAGUAUAAACACUUUGGGACCACUCAGCCGUCAUACUGCUCAGGAAAGAGACGCGUUCUGUCUCCUAGAGAUGAACGUACUUAGGUGCAAAAUGUGCAAAUCAAUCCCAGAACAAGAGCAAAGGACCUUGUGAAGAUGCUGGAGGAAACAGGUACAAAUAUAUCUAUAUCCACAGUAAAACAAGCCCUAUAUCGACAUAACCUGAAAGAACGCUCAGCAAGGAAGAAGCCACUGCUCCAAAACCGCCAUAAAAAAGCCGGACUACAGUUUGCAACUGCACAUGGGGACAAAGAUUGUACUUUUUGGAGAAAUGUAAUCUGGUCUGAUGAAACAAAAAUAGAACUAUUUGGCCAUAAUGACCAUCGUUAUGUUUGGAGGAAAAAGGGGGAGGCUUGCAAGCCGAAGAACACCAUCCCAACCGUGAAGCACGGGGGUGACAGCAUCAUGUUGUGGGGUGCAUUGCUGCAGGAGGGACUGGUGCACUUCACAAAAUAGAUGGCAUCAUGAGGGAGGAGAAUUAUAUGGAUAUAUUGAAGCAACAUCUCAAGACAUCAGUCAGGAAGUUAAAGCUUGGUCGCAAAUGGGUCUUCCAAAUGGGCAAUGACCCCAAGCAUACUUCCAAAGUUGUGGCAAAAUGGCUUAAGGACAACAAAGUCAAUGUAUUGGAGUGGCCAUCACAAAGCCCUGACCUCAAACCUAUAGAAGAUUUGUGGGCAGAACUGAAAAAGCAUGUGCGAGCAAGGAGGCCUUACAAACCUGACUCAGUUACACCAGCUCUGUCAGGAGAAAUGGGCCAAAAUUCACCCAACGUAUUGUGAGAAGCUUGUGGAAGGCUACCCGGAACAUUUGACCCAAGUUAAACAAUUUAAAGGCAAUGCUAGCAAUUACUAAUUGAGUGUAUGUAAACUUCUGACCCACUGGGAAUGUGAUGAAAGAAAUGAACGCUGAAAUAAAUCACUCUCUACUGUUAUUCGGACAUUUCACCUUCUUAAAAUAAAGUGGUGAUUCUAACUGACAUAAAACAGGGAAUUUCUACAUGGAUUAAAUGUCAGGAAUUGUGAAAACUGAGUUCAAAGUGUAUGUUAACUUCCGACUUCAACUGUAUAUAUACAAGUCUUAUUGCCAAUCAUCAAUUGAAAACAAUGAGUUAACAUGGUGUUCUUUGAUGUACAGUGCAUAUGGAAAGUAAUUCAGACCCCUUGACUUUUUCCACAUUUUGUUACAUUACAGCUUUAUUCUAAAAUGGACUAAAUUGUUUUGUUUUUUCUCAUCAAUCUACACACAAUACCCCAUAAUGGCAAAGCAAACCGUUUUUUUGAAUUGUUUGUAAAUGUAUUAAAAAUAAAAAACUGAAAUAUCACAUUUA